Messenger RNA from Gigantopelta aegis, 2334 nucleotides. Its product is annotated as serine/threonine-protein kinase Sgk1-like. Gene Ontology annotation, biological process: protein phosphorylation. The record is from RefSeq and is a predicted model, not a curated record. Gene Ontology annotation, molecular function: phosphatidylinositol binding; protein serine/threonine kinase activity; ATP binding. Lineage: Eukaryota; Metazoa; Mollusca; Gastropoda; Neomphalida; Peltospiridae.
AUGGCCACUCAUGGUAAAAUGUCUCCUUUCAACGCGAGUCAAGAACCAUGGUCGACUUACAAGGAACGUCUGAAUUCUUCUACUUUAUCGGCAAACGAUAUUACGACAGCUGAGCAGAAGCGAGCAGUCCUACUUACAGUAUGUGGUUCAGCGACAUUCCAAACCGUAAAGAGUCUUGUUCAGCCAGAUACGCGUUUGCUACUAAAUCGUACGACACCUUAUGUACUGUUUCUUCAAAACUACUUCAGUCCUGCUCCAUCGUUACCGUCCAACGAUACAAGUUUCAUUCCACGCAACCAAAACCCAGGAGAGUCAGUAGCUUCAUACGUUUCUGAACUCAAGUCUAUUGGUGAACAUUGCAAGUUUGCAGCACCUACCAGCGGCACACUACUCGAAGAGAUGCUUCGUGGAUCGUCUGGUGUGUGUGCAUCAGGGAUUCUAGAAUCCAGAGACGAUUACUACAAGAGAAACUCUCUUACUUUCCAACCGCAUUCGAACAGCGCAACUAUGGAAAUAGCAGCACGAGACAUCAACGAUAUUUCGUCAAGACCUCACAACCGACCAUCAUCAUCAUCACUACAGGAACCGGUUCAUUUGGUCGGAAACAUAACUAAACCCCCAACAUGUCAUCGUUGUGGAGGACAACACCGAGCCCCUCAAUUUAUACAGGCUAAUCACAUCAAGACUUGGAUAGACAAAGAUCCACUACUUUCACGUAUUCGACAUUCAAUUCAAACAGCUUCGACAUUAUCCGAUUCAGAGACUGAUCCUACUAUUCGCCCGUACAUGCAACGUCACUCUGAACUCAGUGUGAUUGACGGUGCAUUCUCUGGGGAUCGAGAGUUGUCAUUUCCCUCUGAAGACAGAGCAGCUGUAGAAGACUCAGAGACAUGGGUGGAGUCUAAAAGAUACACUGUUUAUAAAGUUGUAGUCAGAUUAGAAGAUAAAUCAUAUUUUAUAUUUAGACGAUAUAAUGAGUUCAAUACAUUGCAAGAGAAAAUAAAAAAGAAAUUUCCUGAAGUCUCUCUCAAGUUACCAGGGAAACGUAUCUUUCUCAACAACUUUGAUCCUAGGUUUAUUAAACAAAGACGAGAGGGUCUCCAUGAUUUUAUAGAUAAUAUAUUCAAUAACAAAAUGAUUGUGAAUAUGAACCAGUUCGUGAAUUUUCUCUGUCUUGAUGAUCAACGAGGGACGUUACCCCUCUAUGACAGAGAGACCAUUGAUGAAGAUGGAGGUGCAGAUGGAGUUAGUAGUGAUGAGAACAGAAUGGAUUUAGGUAACACUGAGAAACCAUCAGCUCAAAUAACAGAUUUCAAAUUAUUAAAAGUUAUUGGAAAAGGAAGUUUUGGAAAAGUCUAUUUAGGUCGUCAUAAAGACUCUGGUACACAUUAUGCUAUUAAAGUUCUUCAAAAGAAAGCUAUUGUCAAAAGAAAUGAAGUCAAGCAUAUAAUGGCUGAGAGAAAUGUGUUAUUGAGAAAUGUGUCACACCCCUUUUUAGUAGGACUUCAUUACUCAUUUCAGACGUCAAGUAAAUUAUAUUUUGUUCUGGACUAUGUCAACGGAGGAGAACUGUUCUUUCAUCUUCAAAGAGAGAGAGUAUUUGAAGAACCUCGAGCUAGGUUCUAUGCAGCAGAGAUAACAUCAGCUCUAGGAUACUUACAUGAAUUAGAUAUUGUAUAUCGUGAUCUCAAACCAGAAAACAUACUGUUAGAUAAACAAGGUCAUAUUGUUUUAACUGAUUUUGGACUUUGUAAAGAAGAUAUUAAAUAUGGAGAAACCACUUCAACAUUUUGUGGUACACCGGUAUACUUAGCACCUGAGGUUCUCCGUAAACAAGACUAUGGCCGACCAGUUGAUUGGUGGUGUUUGGGUGUGGUCACUUACGAAAUGAUGUAUGGUCUACCUCCAUUUUACAGUCGAGAUGUGGCUGAAAUGUAUGAUGGUAUUUUACACAAACCACUUCGACUCCGUCCCAAUAUCACACCAGCUGCUAGGUCACUAUUGGAGGGUUUACUACAGAAAGACAAGACUCAUCGUCUGGGAUCGGGAGCACGUGAUCAUCGCGAUAUUAUGGCACAUCCCUUCUUUCGGACUAUUAAUUGGGAUGACCUUUAUAAGAAGAAAAUUGAACCACCUUUUAAUCCUAAUGUUGCUGGUGAUUUGGAUCUUCGUCAUUUUGAUCCCGAGUUUACAAGAGAAGCUGUUUCAGACACACCCUCUCCUCCUCGAAAUUCAGGAAUGAGUGUUAGCGUUCAAGAUGAGACUUUUGCUGGGUUUUCAUACAUACCUGGUGAUGAGACACACCUCUAUAGUUUAAACCACACCCACUUAUAA